Microthlaspi erraticum is the source of this 795-nucleotide messenger RNA. The record is from the annotation of a GenBank genome assembly. NCBI's taxonomy places the organism in Eukaryota, Viridiplantae, Streptophyta, Magnoliopsida, Brassicales, Brassicaceae.
AUGGAGUCUCUUCCUCCUCCUCCUCCUCCUAGUCGUCAUCUUCCUCCUCCUCCUCCUCCUCCUAGUCGUCUUCCUUCUGUGCGGCCAUUCAAUGUUUACGCACAACAGCCUCACAACGACUAUAGAAACGAGCUCAACGAUCGCCCUGAGAUUCGUCAUAACAAAAGAGUCUGCGUGGUCAACGGAUACAAAGCGGUGGAAACUGAUUACAGGAGAGAAGAAGACAGAUUCGAGGAUCUCCGGAAAAGGUAUGCUGGAAACUACAAUGGUUUUAGACAGAUUCAUGAUGUUUCUCGGUAUGGAGUCCAGCAUAAUAGGCCCUUAGAGGAUCCUUAUAGACACUCAGUCCCAUCUUGGAAUGGCGGAGGGAAUGGUCAUUUGGUUCACCAUAGGCAUGAUGGUAGAUAUGGUGGUGAAGAACCAAUGCCUGUAGGUCAUUUGGUUCACCAUAGGCAUGAUGGUAGAUAUGGUGGUGAAGAACCAAUGCCUGUAGGUUCGUGGCGAGACUAUGGUCGUAGAACAGAUCUGCCAGAACCAAUGCCUGUAGGUCCGUGGCGAGACUACGGUCGUAGAACAGAUCUGCCAGAACCAAUGCCUGUAGGUCCGUGGCGAGACUACGGUCGUAGAACAGAUCUGCCAGAACCAAUGCCUGUAGGUCUGUGGCGAGACUAUGGCCGUAGAAUAGAUCUGCCUCCCCCACCGCCACCGCCACAGCCACCACUACCUUAUGGUAGAGUAAAUUAUGAGACUUUUGGUCCUCCCCAGCCUUAUUUUGGUAGACGAUCGUUUUACUAG